AUGGCAAGAGAAGUGCCGAAUAUAGUAGUUGUUAAUGAGGAAUGUACAAGGUGGAAACCACCGACAGCGAAGUGGUGGAAGGUAAACACGGAUGCGGCGGUAGGGGAAGGAAGGAUUGGGAUGGAUAUGGUAGUGAGGGAUCAUUAUGCCUUCGAUGCGGGUUAUAGGAAAGUGGAAUUCGAAACAGAUUGUAGCAACUUGGUGGAGCUCCUUAAUGGCAGAAAGAAGGAAAGAUCAGUAACCCAGAUGGUAGUAAAGGAUAUUCUUGAAUUAGUUAAAUUAUUUGAAGCUUGUACGUUUAAUUUUGCAAAGAGACAAUGUAAUAAGGUGGCACACGCCAUGGCUAAGGCAUCCCUUCUCUUCGAGGACGUCUUAGUGUGGAUGGAUUAA
Molecule: messenger RNA, 390 nt
Organism: Spinacia oleracea (spinach)
Lineage: Eukaryota; Viridiplantae; Streptophyta; Magnoliopsida; Caryophyllales; Amaranthaceae
Exons: 2
Coding region: 1-390 (129 amino acids)
Molecular function (GO): RNA-DNA hybrid ribonuclease activity; nucleic acid binding
Source: RefSeq, a predicted model, not a curated record